AACUCUCUAAAAGAACCCCAUGCCUCUGUCGUGAAAACCCCGGUCGCUCUUUUUACAGUCACUCUUCAAAGAGUAAACAUGACGGAAACCGUAGAAGAAAUGGUCACUGCGACCGCAGCCACAGUAUCAGAAGAUCCAGAGGUCAAGUUAUUCGGAAAAUGGACAUCAGAUGAUGUUCAAGUCAGUGACAUCAGUUUAACUGAUUAUAUUGCUGUUAAGGAGAAAUUUGCCAAAUAUAUGCCCCAUUCAGCUGGUAGAUGGCAGCUACGACGUUUCCGUAAGGCCCAGUGUCCUAUUGUUGAACGAGUUGUUUGUUCAAUGAUGAUGCACGGAAGAAAUAAUGGUAAAAAAUUAAUGGCUGUUAGAAUUCUGAAACACACUUUAGAGAUUAUUCAUUUAUUGACUGGAGAGAACCCUCUUCAAGUUUUAGUAAAUGCCAUCAUUAACAGUGGACCACGUGAAGAUUCUACUCGUAUUGGACGAGCUGGUACUGUCAGACGACAAGCUGUUGAUGUUUCUCCAUUAAGACGUGUUGAUCAGGCUAUCUGGUUAUUGUGUACUGGAGCCAGAGAAGCUUCAUUCAGAAAUAUUAAAUCUAUUGCUGAAUGUUUAGCUGAUGAACUCAUUAAUGCUGCCAAGGGUUCUUCAAAUAGUUAUGCUAUCAAAAAGAAAGAUGAAUUGGAACGAGUUGCUAAAUCUAACCGAUAAAAUGGAAAAAAAUAUGGAAUAAAAUAUUCAAGUCAAAA
Messenger RNA from Patella vulgata (common limpet), 746 nucleotides. RefSeq names its product 40S ribosomal protein S5. Gene Ontology annotation, cellular component: cytosolic small ribosomal subunit; ribosome. NCBI's taxonomy places the organism in Eukaryota, Metazoa, Mollusca, Gastropoda, Patellidae. The transcript has 5 exons. Gene Ontology annotation, biological process: ribosomal small subunit assembly; translation. The record is from RefSeq and is a predicted model, not a curated record. Gene Ontology annotation, molecular function: mRNA binding; structural constituent of ribosome; rRNA binding. Bases 79 to 708 code for a protein of 209 amino acids.